AUGACCAGUAAUCCGAGACAACCGCUUGAAUUUUCAAUUUUAGAAUUUGCUACUUAUGUAUUUGGUAGUAGUAUGGCUGGUGGAUUUAUUACCGGUACUAGCAAUGGUUAUUUGAAUAAACGUAACGAUAAAGAUCAAUGUCAAAAUGAGGAUGAUGGUCAAAGAUUAAUGAUAAUUGAAUCAGGGCGGAGGAAGAUCUUGUGUGAUAAUAAUAAAAUUAAAAUUUUUUCAAAUAGUAUGAAUCUUUUAAAAAAAUAUGAAAAUUUCAUUUUAACUAAUGCAUCACAAAUAAGCUCAAUUGAAAGUUCUUUAAAAACUUUAACUUAUGUUUUACCUGGUCGAUUUGCUGAUGCUGAAUUUGCUUCGGAAGCAUUAUUUUCAGCUUUAAGUUUAAUUGGAUUGUAUCAUGAUUCAAUAUUGGUUAGGGCAUUGGAGAAAUUACCACCUUACAAAAAACCUAAACCAUCACCACACAAUAGAUACACGAAAUAUUGGUUAGAUUCUUCAAAAACAUACCAAUACUCUUCAUUUGCUUUAACAUUAUUACAAAAUACUGAAGUAUUAUUGGAAAUGGGAAUACAAAAGAAGUUGGGCAAAGAAGUUAAAUGGAAAUAUAUUGGUACAAUUGAAUUAAUGAAAAUGGUUUGUAGAAUUAUAUUAUUAUACAAAACUCAUGGUCGUGCAGUAGUAUAUCCACAAAUACCUGGAAGAGAAAUCGAUCCUCACAUUUUCAAUCCAGAAGAAGCUAAAAACAACAAUAAUAAUUACGCAUCACCAUCUUAUUUUCCAACCGAGAAAUCUACUAAUGAUUUUAAUUGUAUUGAAUCAAAAGAAUCAGAGAGUUGGGUUGGAAGAAACACUAAUCAUAGAUAUGAUAGUAUUUCAACUGUUUUUCAUAACAAUAGAUAUUCGCAUACUUCCGACAUAAACAAUUAUUUGAUGAAUAAAGUCUUAUUAAUUGAAGAUGUUGAGAAACCACCAGAAUUGGUACAUAAACUAUAUGGUUUAGGAAUUAUUAGUGAAUUGUUAUACAUUAUUAGACCAUUAAUAUAUGUUCUUACUCUUCGAAAAUAUGGAAAUAAAUCAUGGAAACCUUGGCUGUUGUCCAUAAUCAUAGAAGUAUAUACUAGAAUUCUUACUAAUUAUUUUCAUAAAAAAAUCUCAGACGGAUCUCAUCGAUUAACAAGUGUAGAAAAGGAUGAAGAAAAAAGAAGAAUAAAACAAUUAUUUUUGUAUAUUUUAAGAGGACCUUUCUACGAAAAAAUUACAAGACCAAAAAUUGAUAAAAUUUGUCAGUCUGUUGGUAAUAAACCAAUCCUAUCAUUAUUUGGUGGUAUUUUAAGAGAUUAUCAACCUAUAUGGGAAAAUAAACUUUUAAAAUGGUCAAUAGAAAACACUGACACUUCAAACAAAUCAUCACAACAACAAUCACCAGAAGAAAAAAGAAGUCAAAUAGAUCCUGAAAUAAUUGAUUAUAUUUUGGGUAAAAGCGAUGCUGUUUAUAUGAAAGAGGCAAUUGAAGUAAUAUCUAAUACUGAAGAAACUAUCGAGAAUAGAAAGAUCGCGUUUGAUAAUUUAGAAAUGUUAAUUUCGUUUCUUUCACUUCCUGAAGUUCCACUUAGAAUUCUUGCAGCUUGGGUAUGUGGAACUGCUGUACAAAAUAAUCCCAAAGCUCAAAAGGCUUUUGCAGAGCAUGGUGGAAUUAAAGUUAUUUUGGAUAUGUUAAGUAAUCUUGAUGAAGAUUUGGAAGUAAAAAGUAAAGCUUUAUAUGCUAUAUCAGGAGCAAUCAAACAUUUUAAAUCAGGAUUAGAACAAUUUGAUAAAUAUAACGGAUACGAUACUUUAUUAUUUUUAUUAAAAUCAUCCGAUAAUCUUCAAAUAUUAAGAAAAACAGUGUUUUUAUUUAAUAACUUAUUACUUCAAGAACCAACAGUUGUUGCUAACAGAAUAGAAGAAAAAGGUUUGGCAAAACAAAUGAUUAAAUUGUUGAAAACUUUUGGAGAAAAGGAUGGAGAUUUAGCUGAGAAGGUAUUACUCGCAGAAUUUUUAUAUUCUUCAAAAUUGAUUAGUCAAGAAGGAAUCAAAGAAUUAAAAGAAGUUUUACCUGAAAUUAAAAGAAAAUACGGUGAAGAUACAUUAAGUACUGAAGAAUGGAUAGAAUUAGAAAAACAAAUCGAUAAAUUAUAA
Entrophospora candida is the source of this 2187-nucleotide messenger RNA. The record is from the annotation of a GenBank genome assembly. Lineage: Eukaryota; Fungi; Glomeromycota; Glomeromycetes; Entrophosporales; Entrophosporaceae.